GAGAAAAGUGCGUGUGUUGAUAAAGCAUAGCACACGUGGCAACGUUUACAGCGGUCAACUUGUCAACCUCACACACUUAGUACAAUAAUAAUCCCUGAAAAUAGAAGCAGUUAGUUUAGUUGGUUCUUCUUCGUCGAAAAUGGAGAAAACUAAUCAACUUGAACGAACAGAGAAAUUAGUAGUGUGCGUUACAGGCGCUAGUGGUUUCGUAGCCUCUUGGCUUAUCAACCUUCUUCUCUCCUCCGGUUACUCUGUUCACGCCACCGUUCGCACCGAUCCAUGUGAUUCCAAAUAUGAGCAUUUGAAACAGCUGGACAAGGCAUCAGAGAAGUUGAAGCUUUUUAAGGCGUAUUUACUUGAUUAUGAUUCGGUUGCUGCUGCCAUUAAAGGAUGUAUUGGAGUGUUCCAUGUUGCCAGUCCUGUACCUUCCGCUUCUGUGUCUGAUCCUGAGGUCCAGCUGAUGGAACCUGCAGUGAAGGGCACACUAAAUGUGCUCAAAGCAUCUUCAGAAGAAAAAGUAAAGCGAGUUGUCUAUGUAUCAUCUGUUGCUGCUGUUCUCAUGAACCCGGAUUGGCAAACUGAUCAAGUCAAGGAUGAAAAUUGCUGGUCUGACAUUGAAUUUUGCAAAAGAACUAACAAUUGGUACUGCGCUUCUAAAACAGAAGCUGAAAAUGAAGCUUUUGAAUAUUCUAAAAGAAGUGGCCUUAAUGUUGUAUCAGUUUGUCCGACCCUUGUUUUGGGUCCUAUGAUGCAAUCAAACGCCAAUGCAAGUAGCUUGGUGCUCAUUAAGCUUCUUAAAGAAGGAUAUGAAUCAACAGAAAACAAGCUUCGGAUGAUAGUAGAUGUGCGUGACCUGACCGCUGCCUUGCUUAUGGUCUUUGAGAAGCCUGAGGCAGAAGGGAGAUAUAUAUGCUCAUCACAUCAAAUUAGAGUGAAGGAACUGGUGGACAAGUUGACAAGCAUUUAUCCCCACUAUAAUUAUCCAAAAACCUUGAUUGAGGUUGCUGAUGGGGACAGUGUUAGUUCGGAGAAAUUACAGAAGCUUGGUUGGAGUUACAGACCACUGGAGGAAACUCUAGUAGACUCAGUGGAGAGCUACAAAAAGUUGGGACUUCUAGGUUGGAGGUAUUCCAUUGGCAUGUAAUGGCAGGAAAACAAUUGUUUUCUAGUCUUCAAACUAUCGGCUGUCUAUAUAGGGACAUAGUAAAUGUCGUAUUUGUCAUCUCUAUGUAUGAAUUGAAUUGCUGUAGUUUUUGUUCAUGACAUGAAGACGUUUCAGAAUCUUUACAUGAUUUUGUGUCCAAAUACAUCCCUGUGAAAAUAUGUUUUGUUGAUUUCCUUUUUAAAAUCUUUAGUUAGGUA
Molecule: messenger RNA, 1362 nt
Organism: Chenopodium quinoa (quinoa)
Lineage: Eukaryota; Viridiplantae; Streptophyta; Magnoliopsida; Caryophyllales; Amaranthaceae
Product: cinnamoyl-CoA reductase 2-like
Exons: 6
Coding region: 140-1144 (334 amino acids)
Molecular function (GO): oxidoreductase activity, acting on the CH-OH group of donors, NAD or NADP as acceptor
Source: RefSeq, a predicted model, not a curated record